GGUAUUUAUAAAUAAGUUAAUUAAAUUUAUCACUAUAACUUCAAUGGUAUUGUGUGUUUAUUCAUACGAUGGAUGCGUAAAUUAUGGAGACACUGUAUGUUAAUAAUAUUAGAAAAAUUUACUAUUAUUUUUAAUUGCUUAGUUAUUUAUACACUAUGUUUUUUAGUGUGAUCCCAAUGAUGGAGUAACAUGUUGCGAUGAAAAGUCAACAUGUAAACAAACGAGCUCUAAUAAUUCGUUUGUGUGUAUAAACGAAGAAAAAUUCCUCAAAACAUGUAAUACUGAUGCCGAUUGUAAAAUGAUACAAUUCGCUGUAUGCUCAAGCGAUAAAAAAUGUACUUGUAAAAACGCUUUCACCGAAUUUGAUGAAACUAGGUGUACAACUAAAUUGGGUAAAAUUUGUUGUGACACUGAUAAUGAAUGUCCCAUCGAAUUUUCAGUUUGUAAACAAAAUAAAUGUCAGUGUAAACUUGGUUACUUGAAUGUCGCUGAUAAACAAUGUGUUCUAGUGGAAUCACCUUCUCGAUCUUGUUACAACAAUGAUCCUAAUUGUCGAUUAUUUACAAUUGCAAAGCUUCUACCAAAUAGACAGUAUGUUUGUACCGAGUAUAGGGCAAAAAUAAAUUCAACGGCAUGUACUGCAUCAUCAGGUGAAUCUUGCACAGAAAAAAAUCACUGUGUCUCAAAAUAUUCUGUUUGUAUCAAUAAUAAAUGUCAAUGUAAAUUUGAAUACGUAUCUCACUCCAGCAUUGAUUGUCCAUCACCGUACAUAGCUAUGCCGUGUCAGUAUGACUCAUAUUGCAGGAAAUUUAUCAAUCACUCGGUAUGCAGGAAAAAUAUAUGUGUUUGUAAUGACAACUAUUUAACGAUAGAUAAUCAAGUAUGUCUUCCGAAAUUAAAUGUAUUCUGUAGAAAUAAUAAAAAGUGCGCGGUGGAAAAUUCUGAUUGUAUUAAUAAUAGAUGUCAAUGUAAACUUCAUUAUGUUCACCGUGGAUUUAAAUGCGUAAGAAUGGACCAUUUAAAUAAUUGUUUAUCUCAUGAAGAUUGCAAUAAAAAAAAUUCAAACACACUAUCCGAUCUGUUAUACUCUUGUAAUGAUAAUUCAGAAUGCAGUGACCCGUGGCAUGCAAAUUGCUCAAAAAAUAAAAAAUGUGUUUGUAAUAUCAACAAUAUUGCUGUCAGCAAUACAACAUGCUUACCAAUUUUAGAUGGAUAUUGUUGGCAAGAUGAUCAGUGCAUGGUCGGAAAUUCUAUUUGUGAAGAUUUUCGUUACAAUGGAGUUAGUCAUGAUAGUUAUCAAAACAUGAUUGUCACUGGCAUAGAGUACUGGUAA
Molecule: messenger RNA, 1333 nt
Organism: Cotesia glomerata
Lineage: Eukaryota; Metazoa; Arthropoda; Insecta; Hymenoptera; Braconidae
Product: prion-like-(Q/N-rich) domain-bearing protein 25
Exons: 7
Coding region: 299-1333 (344 amino acids)
Source: RefSeq, a predicted model, not a curated record